Messenger RNA from Nerophis ophidion (straightnose pipefish), 6250 nucleotides. RefSeq names its product collagen, type XIV, alpha 1a (gene col14a1a). Lineage: Eukaryota; Metazoa; Chordata; Actinopteri; Syngnathiformes; Syngnathidae. Bases 102 to 5822 code for a protein of 1906 amino acids. The transcript is spliced from 47 exons. Gene Ontology annotation, cellular component: interstitial matrix. The record is from RefSeq and is a predicted model, not a curated record. Gene Ontology annotation, molecular function: protein binding.
AGGGCUGCUGUAGCCGGGCGCGAUCUGCAGGAUGAUCGCGGGGUUUGGGUUUUUUUCCCCCCUUGCGCAGCGUGGCGCCUCGUGUCUUUUCUCCGUGUGCAAUGAAAGAUGGAGAGAGCUGGGACACAGGAAGGAUUAUCCGGAGGGAGGGACGACUGAACAAGGAGGAGAGAAACACCCACUACGGACCGAGCGAGAGAAAGAAGGGGUCACAUCCAAAGAGGAGGAGAAGGCACGCAGUAGCGCUCCUUUGCCUUGUUCGCGGUACCUCCUUCUUUUUGUUUUGCCGUGGAAAGGGAUCGCUUGCUUUAUGUGUGAAGAGGUCAGUGAUAAUGCUUGUAAGGAUGUUCGCUCAGGAUUAUUUGUGGGCUCCACUAGUGUUACUGGUUAUCGUUUCCCAUUUCCCGAGUAAAGCACAGGAUCAAGUUCCAGCUCCGAAGAGGCUGCGUCUCAAAGCAAUGAACUCAAACACUCUGCUUGUUGCCUGGAAGGAGCCCAAAGGAGACUUUGAUAGUUACCUGUUCCUCUACAACAGCAUACCAGGUGGUCAUCAGCGGGAGAUCAUCAUCUCAAAAAGUGACAGUAAAGUGUUGAUAACCGACUUCGACCCGUCCAAGGACUACAUCUUCAGUGUAAUUUCUGUCAGGGGUAGCACUCAGAGUAAACCACUGCAGGGCAGACAUAAAGCUGAGAGAGGCGAGGGUGAUGGAGGAGUCAAAACCCAGCCACAGCGUCUGACUGAUUCAUUCACUCUUCCUGAAGAUGUCAAUGAGAUCUCCGGAGCAGACCAGUUUGUGUGCCACACGGAGGCCAUAGCAGACAUUGUGAUCCUGGUAGAUGGUUCCUGGAGUAUUGGAAGGAAUAACUUUCGGCUGGUCCGCAUGUUCCUGGAAAAUCUUGUCGACGCAUUUGACGUGGGCAUUGAUAAGACCAGGAUAGGACUGGCUCAGUAUAGCGGUGAUCCAAGGAUGGAGUGGCACCUCAAUGCUUUCACAACUAAAGAUGCUGUACUUGAUGCUGUGAAGAACCUUCCUUACAAAGGAGGAAACACUCGCACAGGCCUUGCACUGUCCUACAUCUCGGAGAAUUGUUUUAAGCCUGAGUCUGGUGCCCGUGUCGGUGUACCUAAGAUUGGGAUCCUCAUCACUGAUGGGAAGUCUCAGGAUGAUGUUAUCCCACCUGCACAAAGCCUGAAAAAAGAUGGUGUUGAGCUGUUUGCUAUCGGUGUGAAGAACGCUGAUGAGAAUGAGCUCCGCUCCAUUGCUUCCGAGCCCGACGACUCUCAUGUAUACAAUGUAGCUGACUUUAAUGUUAUGAGCUCCAUUUCUGAAGGGCUGACCAGAACAGUGUGUCAACAAGUGGAGCAGCAAGACAAGGACAUAAAACAACAACAGCCACCCGAGAGAACUGUACCACCGUCAAACCUGCUGACAUCAGAGAUCACAGCCAGGAGCUUUCGAGUGACAUGGAGCCACUCCCCUGGAAAUGUGGAAAAAUACCGAGUGGUUUAUUAUCCUGCUCAAGGAGGUCAACCGCAGGAAGUUGUGGUAGAAGGACAAGACACCUCAGUGGCGUUGCAGCAUCUCAACUCGCAGACCGAAUACCAGCUGUCUGUGUUUGCUGUGAAUGAAAAUAAGGCUAGUGAACCACUGAGAGGAUCGGAGACAACUUUGGCUCUUCCCUUGGUGACAGGCCUCCAGCUGUUCGAUGUGACUCAUAACAGCAUAAAAGCAAGAUGGCACAGUGUGGAGGGAGCUACAGGCUACAUGUUGCUUUAUGCGCCGCUCACAGACGACGGCGACAUAGACGAGAAAGAGGUCAAGGUGUCAGAUGCAGUGACAGAGCUGAUGUUGGAUGGUCUGAUCCCACACACUGAGUAUACCGUCACUGUUUAUGCAAUGUAUGGAGAGGAGACCAGUGACCCCAUUACAAAUCAGCAAACUACGUUGUCACUGAAUCCCCCCAGUAACCUCCAAUUCUCUGACAUCACCCACAACUCGGCACGCAUCAGCUGGGACGCUUCAGGAAGAAGAGUUACGGGUUAUCGUAUCAUGUGGGUCAAAACACACGGGCAGGUCACAGAGGAGGUGGAAGUUGGGCCUGUGAGCUGGUAUGUCCUCAGUGGACUGACAUCACUGAUGGAGUACUCAGUGGCUCUAUUUGCACUGUAUGAUGGGGACCAAUCAGAGGCGCUCACUGAUAGAUUCACAACAACUCCAGUUCCGGGUCCCCUACACUUUCGUUCCAGUGACGUCAGUCCAGACAGUUUUCAGGUAAUCUGGGAUCACUCCGCCGAUGACAUCAUCGUCUACAGACUUUCCUGGGCACCAUCCACAGGUGGCGACACAAAGGAGGUGGUCCUGAGUAGAAGUGAUAGCCGAUACAUCCUGACUGAUCUGAGCCCCUCCACUGAGUAUGAAGUUAUGUUGACGGCAGUUUUCAAAGACCAAUCAGAGAGCGCCACUGUCUCUGUCACAGAGACCACAUCUCCCCGUCAAGCGAUAAGAAACCUUCAGCUGAGCGAAGCGACAACCCAGAGCCUGGAGGCAUCGUGGGAGCUGGAUGACCCUCGUGUGGAGAGCUACAGGGUGUCCUAUGACAGCCUCAGGGGUCAUGACAAAGAGGAGAUGGUGCUGGUUCCUGGUGGUCAGAAAAGAUUGUUGCUGGAAUCUUUGCUUCCUGACACUCAGUACAAAGUCAACGUCACGCCAAUGUACACUAAUGGAGAAAAUGGCAUCAGCGUGUCAACACAGGGGACCACAUUGCCUUUCUUGUCUCCUGAAAACCUCCAUGCAUCUGAGGAGUGGUACAACCGCUUAAGGGUCACCUGGGAUCCACCACUAGCUCCUGCCGUGGGUUACAAGAUCCUCUACCAGCCAGUCUAUGUAACAGGACCGGUCUUGGACACUGCUGUGGGCGAGCAUAUAAACUCGGUUCUCCUCCCGAACCUUCUGAGUGGGACAGAGUACAGCAUUCAUGUGGCCGCAUCCUAUCCUGCAGGACAAAGUGAACCAGUGCUUGUGAACGCCAAGACAUUGUUUUUGGGCAUCACCGACUUGACAGUGUCCCAGGUGCGACACAACAGCAUGUGUGUGCAAUGGCAGCCUCAUCUGCACGCCACGCUAUACAGAGUCUCCAUCCAGUCUACUCUCAACAGUCAGCGACAGGAAGUGACCCUGGGGGGCGGGGCUUCCCGACAAUGUUUCUACGACCUUGUUCCAAGCAGCCAAUAUGAGAUCAGUGUUCAUGCCCAGAUGCACGAAAUGGAAGGACCACCCGUCUCCAUCACGGACAUGACACUGCCAACACCCACUCAGGCUCCGACUGAACCACCUGCCACAGACCCCCCUCCCACAAUCCCGCCUGCUAAAGAAGUGUGCAAGGAGGCCAAAGCUGACCUGGCCUUCCUGGUGGAUGGCUCUUGGUCCAUUGGUGACGACAACUUCCUGAAGAUCACACAUUUCCUGUAUAGCACUAUUGGAUCUUUGGAUCUAAUAGGACCAGAUGGCACUCAGGUGGCCAUUGCCCAGUUCAGUGACGAUGCUCGGACAGAGGUCCAGUUGAGUUCCCAUGGCAACAAGGAAGCAUUGCUUGAAGCGAUUCAGAGGAUCAGAUACAAGGGAGGCAACACAAAGACAGGUCGAGCCAUCAAACAUGUAAAGGAGUCCAUUUUCACCUCAGAUGCUGGAGCCAGGAGGGGGGUACCCAAAGUCUUAGUUGUUCUUACUGAUGGACGUUCACAAGAUGACGUGAAUAAAGUGUCCAAGGAAAUGCAGACGGAGGGAUACAUCAUCUUUGCAAUCGGCUUUGCGGAUGCAGAUUACGGAGAACUAGUCAACAUCGCCAGUAAGCCUAGCGAUAGGCAUGUCUUCUUUGUGGACGACUUGGAUGCUGUCAAGAAAAUCGAGGAGCAGCUCAUUACUUUUGUCUGCGAGGCCGCCACUGCCACGUGUCCAUCUAUGAUGAUGAGUGGAAACACCAUGGCUGGUUUUCGAAUGAUGGAGAAGUUUGGCUUGGUGGAGAAGGAGUACAGCACUUUAGCUGGGGUUUCUCUCGAGCCAGGCUCAUUCAACAGCUACCCCUGUUACAGGUUACACCGCGAUGCCAUGGUGUCACAACCCACCAAAUACCUCCAUCCUGAAGGCUUACCCUCUGACUACACCAUCUCGAUGAUGAUCCGCUUGCUUCCCGAAACUCCACAAGAGCCCUUUGCACUGUGGGAAAUCCUCAAUAAGGACAAAGAGCCAUUGGUGGGACUCAUCUUGGACAACUCUAGGAAGACUCUGACGUACUUCUGCUAUGACUACAAAGGAGACUUUCAGACUGUCACCUUUGAAGGAACUCAAAUAAGAAAACUCUUCCAUGGCAGCUUCCACAAGCUGCACGUGACCAUCAGCAAGACGGCAGUGAAGGUUGUGUUGGACUGCGCCGCUGUUGGAGAAAAAGGUAUCAGUGCGGCCGGGAACAUUACCACGGAUGGCAUGGAGGUCCUGGGGCGCAUGGUGCGGUCUCAAGGCAGACUGGACAACUCUGCCCCGUUCCAGCUCCAGAUGUUUGACAUCAUCUGCAGUACUUCCUGGGCCAGCAGGGAUAAGUGCUGUGAAUUGCCAGCCUUGCGAGUUGAAGAGGACUGCCCCUCAAUGCCUCACUCAUGUGCCUGUUCCCAAGACAGCAAAGGACCGCCAGGACCCUCCGGACCUCCUGGUGGUCCAGGCAUAAGAGGGGCACGAGGAGACAGAGGGGAACCUGGAGUGACGGGACCUCAUGGGCCUGUGGGAGAGAAAGGCCCUGCUGGACCACCAGGGCAGUCAGGUCCUCAGGGACCCAGCGGCCUUUCUAUUCAAGGGCCUCCGGGGGCUGCUGGGGUGAAGGGAGGGCAAGGAGAGAUCGGUCCAAUUGGCCCAACGGGUGUUCCUGGAAACCAAGGCUCCCCUGGUAGAGAUGGCCCCCCAGGAUCGAGGGGUCUGCCAGGUAAUAACGGACCUCAGGGCCGACAGGGACCACCGGGGCCACUUGGAACCCCGGGUGCACCUGGAGCUCCAGGACCAAAUGGGUCAGCAGGACCCGAGGGGAAUCAAGGACUUCCUGGUCCUGGUGGCAUCAAAGGAGACAAAGGAGAAAGAGGUGACAUGCAAUCCCCAGCAGCCGUGCGCACUAUCGCACGCCAAGUAUGUGAGCAGCUCAUUCAGAGCCACUUGUCCCGCUACAACUCCAUCCUCAACCAGAUCCCAGUCCAGUCAGCCGUGUCCGUGCGCACGGUACCAGGACCGCCCGGCGAGCCCGGUAGAAGAGGCCCCCCAGGACCCCAGGGAGAACAAGGGUCCGCCGGCAGGCCUGGUUUCCCUGGUUCUAAUGGGCAGAGUGGAAGACCAGGAGACAGAGGUCCACCUGGAGAGAAGGGCGAGAGGGGGAGUCCAGGUAUUGGAAAGCAAGGACCAAGAGGACCUCCUGGACCGCCAGGUUUGCCAGGCGAGGGGCGCACAGGCAGCCAGGGCCCUCUCGGUCGCCCUGGUAACCCCGGGACACCUGGGAGGCCGGGCAGUGCUGGGACCGCCGGACCAGCUGGACCUCCAGGAUACUGUGACCACAACUCCUGUUUGGGGUAUAAUGUUGGAGUCCAACCUCUUCCUCAUGGCGGCUAUCGGCCAGACAGCAGACCUUACCGCCCUGCCCAGGAGGAGGAGGAGGAGGAAGAGGAAGAGGAAGAGGACCCGUACUAUCAGCUGCAUCAUCGCCAGCUUCACGGAGACGUGGAGCUGAGGUCGCCGGGUGUGGUCAGGAGGUUCCCCCGCAGUGUCGUCGUCAUGGAGGAGAGCGAGUGAGGAGGACUCAGGAGGAAGGACGCUUCAACCUCAAACACUCAUUCUUCAGAAACUGCCCCCCCCCACCCCCCCUGUGUACCCGUCAUGUAAAUACUGUAACACCUGUGUCAUAUUCUGUGAAAAAAAGAAAAAGUGCCUGAUUUUUUGUUGUAUUUUGUUUUCCCGAGCGAGGUGAGGACAUCGCUCCCAUCUCCACGUCUCACACUCAAACCUCCAAAGUUGCCCUCGGAUUUGUUCGACCCGCGAAAAUGUUUUACCUUUUUCAACUCGGGAGGUGAGUCUCAUCACGCGAAACCGACAACCUCUGUCUUUUUUUUUCAUGCUUGAACAGUACACACGCCUGUAGCCAGGUGGCAGCACUUCUCAAAUGACUGAAAUGUUUCACUUUGGUGGAUCAUAACGGAAAUAAAGGGAGUGCAGAAGUCUAA